CAACACAUCACAUGGAAAUAAUACACUACUCUCUCUCGGACUUAGAACCAAACAUUUCAAAUUAGUUUAAUCUACAAUACACUGCUCCAGCCGAAUCUUUUUCUCUCAUCAACCGCAGAGAAAGACUUUCAAGAUCAUCCUUCAAGCUCUCUCAAAUGGCCAAUUUCUAUGAGAAUUACCAGAUUCCUUACGAUUACAAUCAGGUUAAUAAUCUCUACGAUCAAAAUCAUUAUCAUUACAACCAACAGCAGCAGCUUGGUUUCGAACCAAUGAGUUAUAAUUAUUAUAACUGGAAUCAAUCUGAAUCUGAAUCUGAAUCUGUUGCUUACUCUGGUUAUGAUGAUCCAAUGAGUUAUAAUUGUUAUAACUGGAAUGGAUCUGAGUCUGAGACAACCUCUGCAUCUGUUGCUUACUCUGUUUCUACCAUGUCUGAGCCUAAACACUUGUUCUAUGAUCCGAAUCUCUAUACAACGUACGAAUCUCCUCCUCAGUUUAGUAUCUAUCGCUCUGUAGCCUCUGCUCUUGACUUCAACGAGCCGGAAUUCGAUGAUUAUGAUCCGACGCCGUACGGUGGUGGCUACGACGUUGUUGCAACCUAUGGAAAACCUUUUCCUCCAUCGGUGGAAACUUGUUACCCUUCUUCAACCCCUCCUAACGCUAAAGCUCCCUCUCCUCCUGAGAUUAUCGCUCCUGUUCCUCUUGGAAUUUAUGAUGGUGGUCAAAAGAAUGUUAUCAAGAAACGUGUGUCUUUCGCUGAACCGGUAGAAGAAGCCAAACCAAUGGAAACCAUUAAAGAAGAAGAACAAGAACAAGACGAAGAAGAUGAAGAAGAAAGUGAGGAAGACGAUGAUGAUGAUGUUGAUGAAGAAGAGGAUGAGGAAGCUAAAGAAGAAGAAAGAGAUCACAUUUCAAGCUAUGGAAAUGAGAAAUUUGCAGCUGUAGAUAAAGGAGAAGUGAAAGCUUUGUAUGUUCCGUCUGGUUACGGCUUAGAAGCAACGGAUCUCUGUGAGGUUAUAUUUGGAGGUUACUUUCCUUGUGUGUUACGUAACAAAAGACGUCAGGAAGAUGAACAAGAUCGUGCAGCUGCUGUUUCUUGCUGGGAAAGCAACGAUUCUGAUCCGUGGAAGACGACUUCCGAUUACCUUUUCGGGGAUUCAUACCCGUACGGUAACGAGAAUUGGAGCGAAAGAAGUAAGUUCGAGAUCUCCUCUUAUGGUUACCGGAUGUAUUAACUACCCUAGUUAUCAUCAGAUGUGUCAAUGUGAGGUAAGAACAACAUUCUUUUGAUUAUGAACCUGAUUUAUUAGUAUAUCUUAUACAAGAGAUAAGAUUUACUGUUGUAUAAUGAGGAGGGAUUACUUAAUAAUAAAACUUUGCACGCAAA
Molecule: messenger RNA, 1384 nt
Organism: Arabidopsis arenosa
Lineage: Eukaryota; Viridiplantae; Streptophyta; Magnoliopsida; Brassicales; Brassicaceae
Source: the annotation of a GenBank genome assembly